This is a messenger RNA of Funneliformis geosporum, 1332 nucleotides long. The record is from the annotation of a GenBank genome assembly. NCBI's taxonomy places the organism in Eukaryota, Fungi, Glomeromycota, Glomeromycetes, Glomerales, Glomeraceae.
AUGAAGUUACCGGAAUUAGAUAUACCUUUAGCACAUCAAAUAACGACAAUAACAGCCACAUCAACGUCAAGAUCCGAAAGGAUCCAAUCUCCGACAUCAAAUUCUAUCAAUUUAACCUCCCAAAUUAAUUUACCUCUACUUCCGACCCCUGAACCUCAACAAAAAGAAACGAUCAACAAUCCGAUAUUAAAACAUCGUAAAGCAACAUCGGUUUCAUCAUUAAAUAGUAUAAUCUCACUUAAUGGCAUUUCAUUUAAUAAUAACAAUAGUCAUGCAAAUCAAUUUACUUUAAUUCAUAACGAAUUAAAUAAUUUAAGUAGAUUCCUUAAAGAAUUACAACCAUGGAUGCCAUUUAUCAUCUGGGCCAUAUUCUCUAUAAUUACGUUAUGCAUAUUUCUAGGCUAUCAUACGGAAAUCUUAACGAUAUUAGAUAAAUUUGCUCAUUUGGUAAAGUCGAUGGGCAUCAGUGGAGGCCUGAUAUUUUAUCUAAUGAUAUUUUUAACCACCUUCCCAUUGGUGAUUGGAUAUAGUACAUUAAUUACUUUAUCAGGAUUUACAUUUGGAAUCAGUGUUGGAUUUUUAAUAUCAUAUAUGGCAGCUCUUACAGGUGCCAUAACAGUGUUUUGUUUAAGUAGAAAAUGGUUUAGAAAAUCCGUUAGAAGGGCAUUACAUAAAAACAAAUCCAUUGGCGCUGUCAUUACAGCUGUUGAGAAAAAAGGGUUCAAGUUGUUAUUCUUAAUAAGGUUAGCACCUUAUCCUUAUAAUGUGUUAAACACUUUAUUGUCAGCUACACAUUUAUCAUUAAAAACGUUCAUAGGAGCAACCGCCUUAUCUUUAUUCAAAUUAAUGAUUCAUGUUUGGAUUGGAAGCAAAUUAUCUUCGCUUUCUGCUUAUUAUGCUCUCAAAGAAACCAAUGAUUUUAGCAUUAAUAACAAUAAUAACAAUCAGGAAGUUUUGAAAGCAAUAAUUAUGAUUAUUGGAAUAAGUAUUGGUAUUGGUGUAAUAAUAUAUGUUUGGAUUAGUGCAAGGAAAGCUAUAAAUGAAGUUGAACAAGAACAAGGUGUAUCAUUAUCAUUAGAUGGUGGUGAUGAUUGUAUUGAUGACAAUAAGAAAGUUGAAGAAGAAAUGGAAAUGUUAACCAAUAAUAAUAACCUUACCACCAUUAGACAUAGAAGGGGAUCUAGUUUUUGUCAAGUUGAUUUUGUUAUUGACAAUCUUUUUAUUUCUAACGAAAAAAUGGAUGAACAUAACGAAGUUGAAAAAGGUGAUGAACAUAGUAAUCAUAAGGGCAUAAGAUCUAUUGACGUUAUUGAAGAAGAAAAUACCGAUUAA